UAUUAGUGAUGAACAAAUUUUUUGUAUUGAUAUUGGGAUGUUGCUUUCUAGUUCUUAUGCAUGCUGGUUACUGCCGCCCUACUGCUUCACCACCUCCACCUGCUAUCCAAGAGUUGCGUGCUACCAUCCGUGUGCUGCCUCCACAAGAUUGCUACACAUCUAAACUUAGGAACAACGUUCGUUCCCGUGCCUGGGGGGCUGGAAUCGGUUGUAGUUAUCGAGUUGAACGGUGCUGCAUUGUUAAGAAAGGAGGUGGAACCAUUGAUUUGGAGCCAUGCCUUACACAUUCAUCAACCGUGGAGCCUACCCUUGCUCCAGUAGCUGUAGAAAGGACGAUGACUACUAGGGCUGCAGCUUCAGUAUUUCCCGCCUUCUUUGUUCAUCUAAUUUCAUGAAGUUAGAAUUGUAGUUCUAUGGUUUUUUUUUUUAAUUUUUAAUUUUUUUCAUUUAUUAAAAUGGAGCUAUUGUUAUAAAUUGUAGUUUUAAUUACUCUGUGUAGCAUGUCAAUGCUCUUGCCUUACCAGAACUUUUAUGGUAUCUCACAUUAUUUGGCACUCCAGAGCUAGCAAUCUAUGGUCGCAAUUGGGAAAUAAGUUUAUAGCUCUUAGAAAAAUAAUUAUUUUGAAUAUCACAGUAUUUGAACUAUAUGCAUCUCUGUAUGUGUGUGUAUACUUUUUCUAGGCAGUAAUAUAUUGUUGUGCAGGAAUGCAUGCACCUGUAUGGUAAUAAUAAUUAAAUUGUAGAA
Molecule: messenger RNA, 745 nt
Organism: Theobroma umbraticum
Lineage: Eukaryota; Viridiplantae; Streptophyta; Magnoliopsida; Malvales; Malvaceae
Source: RefSeq, a predicted model, not a curated record